UGGGAAAACAUGUGCAACAAUAGUCGCGGCCCUUUCGCGAUAGAUCCCUCCUCCUAGAGCUUUGUCUCGAAGAAUACGUCUCAUUUUCUGUUUCAGUGGCGCAACCCAAGGGCAGACAAAAGUAAGGAGGGAGCAGCGUGAAUUGAAUUUCAUGCUUAUUUAUCCUCUACAAAUUCCAUCAACGAAACCUGAAUUUACAAAACACGGGGACAGAAAAGAACAAAGCUCAAGGGCCAUUGGAACUUCGGAGACGUGAUAGCAGCUAACGAGAUUUCCGUUGUCUUUGAAAAGGGGAUUGAGGAUGAAGCGGAAGGUGCACGUUAUCUAGACGGGGCAUCUGAUAACACUGUGGAUAUACUAGAGCGGCGAUGAAUGGUCGGGAAUGUGACAAAAAUUAGCGUCGAAUUGUCCGCACGUCAGUUUUAGAAGGAUACAUCUCAGGGAAUGGAAACGCAACGUACGUCGCGGAGAUGAGGGCGGAAAAGGAAAACUACACCCCUUCUAGGAAACAGCCUAGGUUUAUUUUCGGGGGAUUUUUUAUUACUUGGAUAAUAUUGUGUCAGAUUCCGGGAAUCUCAUGUUUGAACACGAUAACAAUCUACGGCCUUUUCCCGCUGACUGGGCCCCAGUCCCAAAAAGGUCUUGCCCAACUUAGGGGGGCACGUCUCGCUGUCUUGGACGCCUUAGGACAAAACAAGACCCUUGGAAACUACCUGAUAAACUUUGCCUACAAUGACUCCAAGUGCGACGCCACAGAAGAACUACGCCUGCUACUUCAUCAGUUAAGCACUGGCAGUGGAAAUGUCUUACUGCUGGGCGGAGGGUGCUCAAAUGACCGCGCCACCCCCAUGUCUACCUCUACGCGGGGAAUAGUGCCCCAGGUAACCGCAGAACCUCUGACGGAAGAAACCCCACACGUGUUUACGACGUAUCCCACAAUCCUUAGUUCUCACGGUGCCGUGAUUGGGUUCUUGAAAACAUACUCGUGGAGGAAAGUGGCCAUCAUUUACCAGACGACAGGGCUGCAUUUGAUUGGAUACCGCCAACUAGCAAAUGCUCUCAGAAACAGCAACAUAGACGUCUCCUUAGAAAUGGAAUUCAAUAAAAUCAAUGCUGCGGCGACACUGGAAGAGAGUCAAUUGCGUAUUGUCAUCAUUUAUCUAACGGCGGAAAACAUACAGAAGUUCGUCUGCUCUGCCGGGUUUUCUACCAGCCGACACAGCGGGCGGUUCAGGUUUAUUGUCCCCAUUACAUCAGACGACACCUUGUUUUCCCUGCCUACCACUCUGGAGUGUGACAACUUCAGGAUGAAUUCAGUGGUCUUGGUCGACGUCAAGAAGUCCCUUUAUGAUGUUGUGGGUUACCAGGCAUUCCGUCAACGUUUGGAAGUCAGUCAGACGAUGACAGAAGACCAGUACAGUGCUGCCGCCUAUGCUUAUGAUGCGACCAUGGCCGUUAUAGCGGCCCUCAAUACCAGCCUGGCGGAGACGUCCAGGAGCCAGGACUUCCGGGAAGUGUCCAGGGUCUUUGACGCCAGUAUGUGGAACAUACGUAUGUCCGGGAAAACGGGAUACCUGAAGUUUUCAAAAACCGGACUCCGAACUGUGAACGUCAGCAUAUCGUGGUUUGAGGAUAUGGUGCUGACAUCUAUCGGUAAAUACGAGUCGGAAGUCGUUCUUACGACUAACAUCUCUAAAGUCAUGGGACAGGACGAGGUUGUCUUGGAAACCAAACUUGAUGGUGUCCCCCUCUAUCUUUUGGUUAUCAUGAGUGCCUUCGCAGUUUUGGGAAUGGCCUAUGCAUUUGCUCUACUGAUGUACAACGUCAACAAAAAUAAAGACAGAAUCAUUAAGAUGACCAGUCCCAACAUAAACGUUAUAGUCUGUGUAGGCGCUGUGUUUGCAUACAGCUGUGCCAUUCUUGGGGGACUGGACAAUGGCUACUUUGCUCUUGACAUCCUUGGUCAGGUUUAUCAGGCAACCGUGACGUUGACGGCGCUGUCGUUUACCAUUGUGUACGGGUCCAUCUUUGCCAAAACAUGGAGGGUCUAUCUCAUUUUCAAAAACAUGCAGGUCAAUGGAAAAACGACUAAGGAUGAGCACCUUUUGCUUGCCUUGGGCGCACUUUUGGCCAUCGACCUGGUCAUCUUAUUGCCAUGGAUACUAGUUGACCCAAUCAGCUGCCAGCAGAUGUCACAGGUCAAAGUAUAUCAGAAUCUCAGUAACACUGACAUCAUGCACUCAAUCAAUGAAUGCACGUCAGAUUACUUCGCAAUGUGGAUACUUCUACUCUUUGGAUACAAGAUGUUGCUACUGAUUGGAGGGCUCUACUGCGCAUGGCAAACGCGUCACGUGACAUUGCCCUCACUGAAAGACAGCCAGUAUUUAUACGUCAUAAUUUACAGCGCCUUUGCCGUUGGCGUUCUUAUUCUUCCCAUAAUGCUGUCAACACAGAUGUCGGCGCCAAUAAAAUACGCCGCAGGAGCCACGGCCCUCAUUGUCCUCACGACUGCCACGCUCACCAUUGCCUUCAUUCCAAAGGUGUUGUUGGUGAGAAAACACGACAAGAAGAGAAAGAAAGGCGCAGAACCGAAGUUCAAUUUCAGCGAAUCUGUACAGAAAACUAAAGAGAAAACUAAAGAUGGCUUCUGUGGAUGCUUCGGUGGCCAAAAAUCCAAAGAUAAUCCAUAUGUUAAAGAAGUUGUCGCCACGGAAAUUGAUACUCUGAAACGAAUGCUUAAAGAGAAGGACAGAUCUAUCAGGGAGCUCACAGAUCGUCUAUUCUACGGUUCUGAGAAGUUCCAGAACUAUUUACGGAACCCAAAGCGCCCGUCUGAAGAGCAGGUGAUGUCUCGGCGCGUCCGUCUGAGGACCAGGUCUCAGGAAUACCUCGGCAAAUCUCGGGACGAUAUAUACCGAGUGAAGUCACAGGAAAGUAUCAUUAUGUCUCGCGAGGAUUUACGAGAUAUAGCAGAUGGUCGAAUAUCAGUGAUCACGACAGUUAAGGAGGAACAGGAACCGGAAACACAGCCCAACUCCCCACGUGAGGGGUAUGACACUGAGGGGUCAAGUGGGGGUCAGGAGGUCUCAAACACCACCCAAAAUGUGACAAGUCCCAAUAUAAGUGGACGAAGCGUCAUUGACUCCAUGAAAGUUAACACAAGUUUUAACGAUACAACGAGGGCGGAACUGUCCUCUGAUCUGUCUCCUGGUUCAGAGAGCAUGGUGAGCGAAGGAAGGGAGAGGUUAUUGGAAGAUAGCACCAGAAAACUUUUACCAAAAGAAAGGCGGUCGCUAUCGCCCUCUAAAUCUCCGAACACCGACAGUGCCAUCGAACGAGGUUCUAGCCUAGAAACGUCUGAAGAAUCGUUCUCAGAGGGCAGGAUUCCAUCCGACAUUCAGGUCUCGUCUCCGGACUUGCGGGAUUCUUCGCGAGAAUCUUCAUUACUCCAGACGAGCGAUAGAGAAAGACUUGUGGUGCGUAACAAGCCGACCGCAGUGCGUAACGGACAUAUUCCUGGCAUGCAGCCGCCCCCUGUGAAACAAAAAGUUAAAAUUCAACCGCAGCCUCUUGAUUCUCGGGCUUUGAAAAAUCCGCAACAGAUCAAUACUGUAGUACCCGGGAUUGCAAGGGCGGCGUCCCCAGUGAAACGCGGAGUUUCAAAAUCUCCCGUUUUUAAUGGACAGCAGAUAAAUCUUUCUGUACCCAAAAAAGUGGGCUUUGAGAACCCGGUGUUCCAUAACAACGACGUUGUUUAUACGGACACAGAAGCCUCGGAGAUCGGGUUUAAGAUAGACCGGAGAAAAUUGAACGAUUCUUACAGACAGGCUUGUAGGCCUGCUUUAGAACCGGGUGAUCUGGGAACUCUACCUCGAGAAGAAAGCAAAAAGCUUUCCGAAGCUCUUUCACAAAAGGCUGCCUCACAAAACAAUGAGUACAUUCACAGCAACGGGACUGUUUUGAAUGGUAAGAAGUCGCCUGUUAGGGAUGUUGCUCAAACAUUAAGUCUAACGAAGACACCACCCAAGGACUUACGAAUUAACUCCCCUUCAGAUGACUCAAACUUAGAACAAUCUCCAUUUUCGGUAUUUACCGUACAGAGAAGUCACAUGGAUUUCCCCUCCGCCCCUCCCCCAUCUCCCUUAGAGAGUAUCAGCUAUGCGCCUGUAAUACUCCCUUAUCACAAGCACGGCAAGUUGAACCAUCACCACCUGCAGGAUUCCCGACAGUCGGCGUUCACGUUUGUCCACAAUCAAGACAAGCUGUAUCCGGGGUAUCGUCCCACUAUCGGUCAGAGAUACAGCACUGUGAUAGAGGAGCAGAACGGACUGGACGGUGAGGAGGGGUGGCCAGAGGAAGAGGUCAACAAAAAUGUAGCAGUGAGCAGCGUUUAG
Lingula anatina is the source of this 4394-nucleotide messenger RNA. RefSeq names its product gamma-aminobutyric acid type B receptor subunit 2. The record is from RefSeq and is a predicted model, not a curated record. Gene Ontology annotation, cellular component: membrane; G protein-coupled receptor heterodimeric complex. Gene Ontology annotation, biological process: G protein-coupled receptor signaling pathway; gamma-aminobutyric acid signaling pathway. NCBI's taxonomy places the organism in Eukaryota, Metazoa, Brachiopoda, Lingulata, Lingulida, Lingulidae. Gene Ontology annotation, molecular function: G protein-coupled GABA receptor activity.